CAAUUAGACAAUUUCUCCACUAAGUUAUUGAAAGUGAAGCCCUGAUUCGGACUUAUUUCUUCAGAGUCAGCGACCAGCAAUGGCCGGAUCUACAAACAACUAUCCAGGAAGCGUCAGAGAGCGAUGCGCCGACGAGUGCACCAGGUGCACGGACACAAAUUCAUGUCAACGUACCUGCGGCAGCCAACCUACUGUUCCCACUGCAAGGACUUUAUUUGGGGAGUGUUCAACAGACAAGGAUAUCAGUGUCAAGUCUGCACAUGUGUUGUGCACAAGCGAUGCCACCAGCUAAUUGUCACAGCUUGUCCACGCAUGAAAAAGCACUCCAACGAUGAGGUCACUGCCAAGGGGUUUGGUAUCAACAUACCUCACAAGUUCGAGAGCCACAACUACAAGAAGCCCACAUUCUGUAACCACUGCGGCUCCCUCCUCUGGGGUCUAAUGAAGCAAGGACUGCAAUGCAGAAUAUGUAAAAUGAAUGUACACAUGCGGUGCCAGGGAAAUGUGGCACCCAAUUGUGGCGUGAACAACGUGGAGCUGGCCAACAAGCUGGCAGAGAUGGGUCUGCAGGCAGGAGGGCUGUCCAAACGUCACUCUAUGAGACCCAGUCCUGUUAGAGCGUACAUGGAGACACAAGAGCAGCAGAUCAGCUCGGAGUCCCAGGGGAAGAAACUCGGCAUCUAUGAUUUCACUUUCCUGCAAGUUCUUGGCAAAGGCAGCUUUGGGAAGGUAAUGCUGGCCAGGUUGAAAGACAGUGAACAAGUCUUUGCAGUGAAGGUGCUCAAAAAGGACAUAAUCCUACAAGAUGACGAUGUUGAGUGCACAAUGACAGAAAAACGUGUCUUAUCAAUGGCUGGAGAUCACCCAUACCUCACCCAACUGUUCUGCUGCUUCCAGACUCCAGACCGUCUGUUCUUUGUGAUGGAAUUUGUGAAUGGCGGAGACCUCAUGUUCCACAUCCAGAGAUCACGCAAGUUUGAGGAGAGCCGCGCCUGUUUCUAUACUGCUGAAAUCACUUCAGCACUCAUGUUUUUACAUGCUAAAGGAAUUAUUUACAGGUAA
Polypterus senegalus (gray bichir) is the source of this 1062-nucleotide messenger RNA. Its product is annotated as protein kinase C eta type-like. Gene Ontology annotation, molecular function: ATP binding; protein serine/threonine kinase activity. The coding region runs from base 124 to 1062 and encodes 312 amino acids. Lineage: Eukaryota; Metazoa; Chordata; Cladistia; Polypteriformes; Polypteridae. The record is from RefSeq and is a predicted model, not a curated record. Gene Ontology annotation, biological process: peptidyl-serine phosphorylation; intracellular signal transduction. The transcript has 8 exons.